This is a messenger RNA of Ectocarpus sp. CCAP 1310/34, 1815 nucleotides long. Lineage: Eukaryota; Phaeophyceae; Ectocarpales; Ectocarpaceae. The record is from the annotation of a GenBank genome assembly.
AUGGAGGACACGCAGGAGCGCCCUGCUUGCGUCCUUUUUUGCUCCCUAGACCUGCUCAGAGACGCUACGAAAGGAUCGUUUGGCCCAAAGAUGCCUGCAACGUCCGUUGCGACCGGCGGCGCAUCCAGAGUGUUUACUGCGACGUGGCCACCGUACACGCCAGCAUCAACGCGUGGAGAGGAUCACCAGCAAGCCGACAGGGACGACCGGGAGAGCGGUCCCUACUGUCAGGUCGCAAUUCGAACCCUCCGUGCACGCACGAGCGGCGCCGCUUUCAUUUCAAGUUCAGAGGCCACCACCGGCCACGGCGAAGGCGGUGACCUUCUUUUCGUCCAGCCCGGACUGCUCCUGCGGAGCUACAACAGCGUCUCGCUUUCGGACGACGGCGCCUAUAGCUUGACGCUCUCCGAUUGCCACGGAUUCAUUCCGAUUGCGACGUCGUCUCCUGACAGACCAGCAUCGAGUCCUCCUUGGCGCUCACGCAAUCAUGACGGGGGAGCUGCUGGGAGGCCUGAAUGGCAAAUGGCGGAGAUUGGUCGACUUUUGUUUCUUCCCCUGCCCUCGUCGAUCGACUUCGAGGUGAACAGGAGACAAGCGACAAGCAGUGGCGCCAUCAUCGGCAACUUCCACCUUCUCCCGGUGGCCCAUGUGCCCCAGCUGCAGCACGCACCCGUCUUCAACACAGAAACCAGCACCACGUCUCCGGGUAUCAGGACCGUCGGCCACGCCGACUACACGCCUGGGGUCCCUGUUCUACAGGAAUCAUCCCGCGCGUAUUUCUCAUCUGCAAUGGCGGCCGCGGAUACACUCUGUGACAGGGAGAAAAUGGCCUGCACCGGAGAGGGGCCCGGUGUCGGCGAAGGUACCGCGCCGUCUUCAAUUGGAGGCGGCUUCACGGGUGGAGUAGCGGUAGGGGUCGUUCUUUCUCUGCUGCUUGUGCUCGUAGUCUUCAGAGGAGGAUGGGGCAAGGACUUCUUGGAGAACUUCUGGACUCUGCUCAAGGGCGACGGUGAUGCAGGGAUGAAAAAAUCCGGGUGGGGGGGCUUCAUCGUCAGCAUCGGGGGGGAGAAGAAGGAAGACGGCGUACCGCAUUGCGUAGAUGCGCCAGGCAAGAUUGACGACGGUUCCAGCGACAGCGACGAGACCCUUAUCGAGAAUGUACCUGAACCGGUCGGGCUACCUAGGAGCGAGGAAGACUGGCGGGUCUUAUUCGACACCCUGUACGAAGAUUAGUCGGCGCCGUGGCGGAAAGCGGUGGUCCCACACGCCGCGUUGCCCAGCCACGGACGGGCUUAGGUUGCCACGACACCAUCAAGGGGUGCCCCGUUUUGAUGCAGAAUUCACGUCUUGCUACAGUGGACCCCCUCGUCCCUUCCACCGCUUAAAUCCCCCUUUGCCACGUACCCGGGUUUAGCAAAGUGUUGAAGACAUCAUUGAGCAGCCGUCUACCACGAUAUCCUUAGUCUAGCCGGCAGCAUUCUUGCCUUCGUUCGAAGUGCGAACGAGAGAUCCAUGUAGACCCAAGUAGUAUCUGAAAUUGCUAUCUCAACAUCUUGACCUUUCCCUGGCAUGAUCAGGAGGUCUGACUUCCUUCUGAGGCCAACCUCAACCACGGUACAUAUAUUACGCAUCGAGACUACUACCGCGUUCGCGACGAGUCCAACUGAAAUAUCUAUAUAUGGUAGAACGGGAUUCGACCGCUGCCAACCAAAGUUUCCGAAACACUGGGGUCUUGGUGCACCCAUCGUAUGAUGAGGUGGCGCAUCUGCAAAAACACAAUCGACCGCGUGAAGCAAGCACAGACAUAAAAUAUAU